Molecule: messenger RNA, 1563 nt
Organism: Trichoderma reesei QM6a
Lineage: Eukaryota; Fungi; Ascomycota; Sordariomycetes; Hypocreales; Hypocreaceae
Exons: 7
Coding region: 430-1389 (319 amino acids)
Cellular component (GO): nucleus; cytosol
Molecular function (GO): protein serine/threonine phosphatase activity
Source: RefSeq, a predicted model, not a curated record
CAAACGGCUGUCGACUUGAAGAACCAAGGAAACAAGGCUUUCGCAGCUGGAGAUUACCCUGCGGCAAUCAACUUCUACACCAAGGCCAUCGAGGCCGAUCCCACCGAGCCCACGUUCUUCACCAACAGAGCCCAAGCGUACAUCAAGACAGAAGCAUACGGAUAUGCGAUUGCCGACGCUGACAAGGCACUCGAGCUCAACCCGAACCUGGUCAAGGCAUACUUCCGCCGAGGCCUCGCCCGCACUGCGAUCUUGAGACCCAAGGAGGCCAUCGAGGACUUUAAAGAAUGCGUUCGGCUAGACCCCAACAACAAGGAUGCGCGACUCAAGCUGGAGGAAUGCAAAAAGAUUGUGCGCCAAUUGGCCUUUUUCGCAGCCAUCGAGGUGGGCGAUGAGCCUUCGGCUGCGGAAGGGCUCGACCUGGAGCACAUGGUCGUUGAGGAGGGCUAUGACGGAGUGCGGCUGGGCGACGAGAUGACCCAGGAGUUCAUCGACGACAUGACUGAGCGAUUCAAGAACGGCAAGCUCAUUGCCAAGAAAUACGUCUAUCAGAUCCUCAUUGCCGUCAAGAAGAUUGUGUACGAGGAGCCCACGAUGGUGGAGGUGGACGUUCCUGAGGGAGUCGAACUUACAGUCUGCGGUGACACUCACGGCCAGUACUUUGAUCUCAUGGAGCUGUUCCGGCGCAAUGGCAGCCCAUCUGAUAAGCAUUGGUACUUGUUCAACGGCGAUUUCGUCGAUAGAGGGUCUUGGUCUACCGAGAUCGCAUUACUGCUGUACGCCUACAAGUGGCUGCGACCCAAGGGUUUCUUCCUGAAUAGAGGAAACCACGAGACGGACGACAUGAACAAGGUGUACGGCUUCGAGGGAGAAUGCAAGGCCAAGUACAACGAAAGGAUAUUCAGGCUAUUCUCCGAGAGCUUCUCCGCAUUGCCCCUGGCGACGCUGAUCGGAUCCAAGUACCUGGUUCUCCACGGCGGCUUAUUCUCCGAUGAUAAGGUCACGUUGGACGACAUUCGCAAGCUGAACCGACACGCACAGCGCCAGCCCGGUCAGGCGGGCCUGAUGAUGGAGAUGCUGUGGACCGAUCCUCAAGACGAGCCCGGCCGAGGACCCAGCAAGCGAGGCGUCGGCAUGCAGUUCGGCCCCGACGUCACCAAGCGUUUCUGCGAGAACAAUGGCCUCGAGGCCGUCAUCCGAAGUCACGAGGUGCGCAUGGACGGCUACGAAGUGCAGCACGAUGGCAAAUGCAUCACAGUCUUCUCCGCCCCGAGAUAUUGCGACUCAACCGAGAACAGGGGCGCUUACAUCAACAUCGGACCUGAUUAUAAGCUGCGAUUCGAGCAGUUCGACGCGGUACCGCACCCGAACAUCCGGCCAAUGACUUGAAGCCAAACAGAGGACAGGCGAGUAAGGACUUGGAAGAGCCUGAGAAUGUUUCUCUAGCACCUAGUUGUCCAAAGGGGUAUCAAGUUAGAGAAAAGAGUGAAAGAACCUGAGAAGGACCUGAGAAAGACGGCCAUUUAGAGGCACUACUUAGAUAUACCCCGUUGUAGAUUAGGU